This is a messenger RNA of Drosophila rhopaloa, 2115 nucleotides long. RefSeq lists its product as uncharacterized. Gene Ontology annotation, cellular component: dystrophin-associated glycoprotein complex; sarcolemma. Bases 640 to 1839 code for a protein of 399 amino acids. The transcript has 6 exons. The record is from RefSeq and is a predicted model, not a curated record. NCBI's taxonomy places the organism in Eukaryota, Metazoa, Arthropoda, Insecta, Diptera, Drosophilidae.
AUAGAGUUGUAAAGUUUUGGCCUGGCAUGGCAUAUUCACACAACAAAACAAAAAUGCGCUGCUCACUUGUGUGCCCACGAGGCCGUCUCUCUAAAUAGAUCAAAAGAAGAGUUUGGCAAUCGGAGGUUCGAUUGUACAACAGCUAAAAUAUUAGUAUUUACACCACCGAGCGGAAGCCUGUUCAGCGGCCCAUAACAGAACCCACCGUUUCAAAAUUCCAUCGGCUGACAAACCCAAAGGCGAGUUGGCCGUUCUCUGGAAUUCGUGAAUAACUAUUUUCCCCUGCUCGGCGAGAGCUGACUUAGACGCCCUGUGCUGGAGCAUCAAUGAUGCCAACGACCUAUUUUAAAACCGGAAAAAUACACGAAACCGGAAAAAAGCACUAAUCUAAGGAAAGGUUUCGGCGCCGGUCCUUCUCUUGAAUAGCCUUUCUCCUUAAUGUCCGAAUUGUUUUCGUUCUGACUUUGGUUUAGUACCAUACCGAGCUCAGAUACAAUAUAUAAAAAGUUAAUAGUGUGUUAGACAAGCGUUUCAUGAGGCCGAGGGGAAUAUGUCCGUUGCACCUGGAGCGGUGCUUUCGCCUGGUAUAAUCUCAGUUCGGGAAUGCCCCUCUAGCCGGGCCACGCCCACCAGGCAGCCAUGCCAGUGCAGCCAGUCCAGCCAGUCCGUCCCGUGAGCACCUACGACAACUUGGGCGUCUGCCAGCCGAGAUCCCCGGGCGGCGGGAUGAGUGAGCCGGAGAUGGAGAUGGAGCCGGAGAUGGAACUCAGUGGCAGCCACAACGGCACCAGCCACAGCAUUGCCGCUGUGAAGGCGGCCCUGAACGACGCCAAGUCCAAGUUCUUCGGGAUCAACAACUAUGAGUCACAGUCUCAAGUGCCGGCGGUCCAGCCGGAGCCGAAGUACCAGAAUGUGCCGCAGCGGGACGAACCUCCGGCAGUGGCUGCUCCAGAGCCAUCGCCUCCGUCGGCUCCUUCCGGGGAUCUGGCCAUUGGAGCUGGAACAGGGAACAGGGCACUGCGGUAUGCGACCACCUACGAACAGAUUCCCCUCAGCGACUUGGAAACUCCGCAGUCGUCGCAGGCCGUCUACAUGAGCACCACCGUUCCGCAAAACAUGAAAGGCAUGAAGAUCGCCGGACGACAUACGCCAACCCGGAACAGCCUGAGGCACAGUCGGAUGAUCGUUGUCAAUCACAAGAACCACGACAGUCUCCAAGCCACCUACAUACGGAAUCUAAAUAUUUCGCGACAACUCCUAAUUAUGCAAUUAGCUGUUGGAUUGCUGAUCGUGGGUCUUGCCGCUUGGAUACUUAUUCUGGCGCCGAGCGCAUCAAUACUGAUCAAUCCGUAUCUGAGUGGUCUGUCGCUCCUGUUGGCCAGUGUGGCUGGUCUCAUCCUGCUGCGAAGGGGCCACAAGUCGGACCACAGACCCCCGAACAGCUGCUACAAGGUCCUGCUGGCCGAGUCCUACGUGUUCACCGCCCUGGCCCUGAUCUUCUGCUGCCUGGCACUCGUCUGCGCAGCCAUCGAGUUCGCGGAGCUGGCCUCCUCUGCGGAUGGAGGGUGCGGACCCACGUCCAGCUCGCUGCUGAGCUACCACAACUGCACCUGCCUUUCGGCGGACGAGGGUGUGGCCUCCUCCGAAGCCCCACCUCCACUUGCACCUCUCCAGGAGCCACCGCAGAGCGCCGGAUGUGGACAGAUCCGGGCCGAAUGGAAGUAUCUGCUGGCCUUCUCCAUGGCGCUGAACACUCUGGGCAUUGUUGCAACAUUCUUAUACAUAACGCUAUUUAUUUGUUGCCACCGCAACAGGGAACAUUUUUACACGUCUGUGUAGGGGAGUUUACACCUAGGCUAUCACUUUACUUUUAUAUAUUACUUAAAUUAUUUUGGUAACUGAUAAACAAUUUAAAAUAAAUAAUUUAUUUAUAAUAACACCAUCUCAAUCUGCAUAUAACGUGUAAGACAUGGAACUAACGACGUUGACAAAAAUAUAUGGUGCUUUACCUAUAGUUGCUUAUAUAGCCAAUAUAAUAAAUAAAACCACUUUCCAAAAAAAUAUUAAACAGAUUCUUAUGAAACCUAAACAAAGUUCCUUACAAACAAAUUACAA